Molecule: messenger RNA, 1516 nt
Organism: Lolium perenne
Lineage: Eukaryota; Viridiplantae; Streptophyta; Magnoliopsida; Poales; Poaceae
Product: fe(2+) transport protein 1
Biological process (GO): zinc ion transmembrane transport
Cellular component (GO): plasma membrane
Molecular function (GO): zinc ion transmembrane transporter activity
Source: RefSeq, a predicted model, not a curated record
CAAGUACCCAACAACGAGCCUUGCAGCAGUAGUAAGAGAGAGAGAUAGCUGCUCACUAAGCAAGCUAAGUCACUCCCUCCCUCCCAGCUAGCUACGUACAACAACCUCAGCCAAGCCAAGAUCAAGCAAUGGCGCCGCCGUCCCAAGCCCGUGCGCUGGCCCUCCUGAUCGUCAUCGUCUGCUCCUCCUCUCCCCUCCUCGCCCACGCGCAGAAGGCGCCCGAGGACGGCCUGUGCGACGACCCGGCGGCGGCGCCCGACGCAUGCCACAACGUGCCCAAGGCGCUGCGUCUUAAGCUCAUCGCCAUCCCGACCAUCCUGUUCUCGAGCGUGGUCGGCGUGUGCCUGCCGCUCCUCGCCAGGUCCGUGCCGGCGCUGCAGCCCGACCGCAGCCUCUUCUCCGUCGUCAAGGCCUUCGCGUCGGGGGUCAUACUCGGCACCGGAUACAUGCACGUGCUGCCUGACUCCUUCAACAGCCUCUCCUCCCCCUGCCUCCCCGUGAAGCCCUGGGGGGAGUUCCCCUUCACGGCCUUCGUCGCCAUGCUCGCCGCCCUGUUCACGCUCAUGGUCGACUCGCUCAUGCUCACCUUCUACAACCGGAACAAGGGCGGCGCCGGCCGUGGUAGUACCGCCGCAGUCGCCGACCACGAGAGCCCGGAGCAUAGCCCGGAGCAGGGAGGAAACUGGCACGGACAUGGGCAUGGACAUGGCCACGGCCACGGCAUGGCGUUGGCCAAGCCCGACGACGCAGAGGCCGGCCAGAUGCAGCUGCGACGGAACCGCGUUGUCGUUCAGGUUCUAGAGAUGGGCAUCGUGGUGCACUCCGUGGUGAUCGGGCUGGGCAUGGGGGCGUCGCAGAGCGUGUGCACCAUCCGGCCGCUGGUGGCGGCCAUGUGCUUCCACCAGAUGUUCGAGGGCAUGGGCCUCGGCGGCUGCAUCCUCCAGGCCGAGUACGGCGCCAGGAUGAAGUCCGGCCUCGUCUUCUUCUUCUCCACCACCACGCCGUUUGGGAUCGUGCUCGGCCUGGCGCUCACCAAGGUGUACAGGGACAACAGCCCCACUGCGCUCAUCGUCGUCGGCCUGCUCAACGCCGUCUCCGCCGGGCUGCUCCACUACAUGGCCCUCGUCGAGCUUCUCGCCGCCGAGUUCAUGGGGCCCAAGCUGCAGGCCAGCGCCAGGCUCCAACUCGUCUGCUUCCUCGCCGUCCUCCUCGGCGCCGGCGGCAUGUCAGUCAUGGCCAAGUGGGCGUGACCGUCUGACCGCGACACCUGUUUCACCGUGCUCGCUCUGCUGUACGUAGUGCUGUAGCACAUCGCCACCCUGUAUAUAUAGUACUCCCUACUUGCCACAAUCUAGUGCAUAUAAGCACUAGAUUGCGAUCGAAGUUGUAAUUAGCUUGUUUGGUCAAAUCAGCCUCAGCUACUAGCCUAUAUUGUUGUAAGCGUAGGGUGUUUGACACGUCAACUGUACAAAAAGUAUUGUAUACCUACUGUGUAGUAUUGUGUAAAAGUAAUAAU